GCUGUUAUUGUUUAUAUACUUUAUUUUCUACUUUUAUGGGGAUUAUUUUCGUUUGUUGUGGAGUAUUUAGGUGUAGAGUUUAUUGUGAUGGAUCAGUCAUACUCAGAAAGUGAUGUUUCGUUAUCUCCUUCACAAAUAUUGGACCGUUUGCAAGUGUUGCGGCAGCUGCAACUGUUGCAGCGAGGGAAACUGCAAAAACAGCGGUUACAGUAUCAAGAAAGCACUGAAACAUCUUCCAGUAUCACCGAAAUUGUGAGCCAUUUUAGUAACAGUACCAGUUAUAACACUUUUAGAAGUUUAUUGCAAUCUUCUUGCGAUACUUCCAAUGACACCACACCGCGCCAGGACACGAGCCGUUUGUCUCCUAAACUGAAACAGCAUGAUCUAAUAGAAGGUGUCGCAGCUUUAAAUUUAUCGCAAGAGUCUGAAUUCAUAGUAAACUCGCCUUUAUCAUCUAGAAGUAGAAUUUCAGCAUCGUCUAGAAGAAAUGAGAGCCCAAACAGAAACUCAGAUACCAAGUCACAGACAAAAAAGCAAAUUGCAUUGGAUGAAAUGCCAAUACUAUCUCCUAAACAAGACUUUGAAGCAUUAGUCUUAGAAAAACUUAAGAAUGAAAAGAUUCAAAAAUCUAAAAGUCCUAAUAUUAAAAACAAUACUACUCAAAACAAAAAACCAUUUCUGAGGAGAGGUGAAGGAAUGUCAAGGUUUGGUGUGAAGAAGACUGAUCUUAUCAUACAAAAUACAAAAUCACUACCUUGGCGCAGAAAAAGUUUAGAAACCAGGGUUGUACACACACCUAAAAAAGUUGAAGAUAAUGAAAAGCUUAAUGUAGAUAUUAAAGUUCCCAAGCUGAAACAAACACUAACUAAGAGAUAUGAAAGUCAACCAAAUCAUAAAGAUUUUGAAAGUAAGGAUAAGUCACCUGUUGAACAGGCCAAAACAAGUGCACAAAUAUCUGUAAAUUCAAGCAAUUGUCAAACGCACAAUGACAAACCUGAGCUCAAAAUAGAUCUUCCGAAGGGAAAACAUCCCCUAAGAAGCAAUACAAACAAAACAUGGGCUGCAGUACUCACUAAAGAACAAGAUGACUUCUUAAGACAGUUAAAACAAAGUGAUUAUUAUAAAAACUUCACUUCACCAGCAAAAAGUACAGUUUCUGAUGCCAGCUGUGAUGGCUACCUGAAUAAACUGAGCCAAGAGCGGGAAGUAGCUGAGCAAAACAUGUUUGAACUUCUGGAAAAUAAAGUUACCCAUGAGAGUUUCAAUUUGGAAAACUCAUUCUUUAAUAAAUUCUUGAAGAGAACCAUGGACUGCUCAGGAGAAAGCACACCAUUGAUUAUGCAGAAAUGUUUAAGUAAAAAUCCUAACUUACUUCACAUAUUUCCAGAAGUUAUUAAAGAGAGAAAUAAAUGUGAUAGUGAAUGCAGCUGUGACUACACAGAUUGCAGUGAUGCUGCCUCUGAGGCCAGCUGUUCAUGUUCAUGCAAGACUCUUGAAGAAACUAAAUGUUCAGAAACUUCUACUAAGAGUGAUAAGAAAAAAGAUAAUAAACAAAAAAAUCAAGUUACAAAACCAAAAAGAAAAGGAGGUAACAAUGAAAAUAAAGAAGAUUGUCAUGAUGACACUGUCACAGAAACUGAUUCAAUUAAAGCUAACAUGGCAGAGAUGAAUGCUAAAUUAGUUGCAACCAGUGAACUUUUAAAAGACAGGCUCAGGGAACUAGAAGAUGAAAUUGAAACUUUCAGGAAACAAAAUAGUGAUUUGGCAAAAAUGCGCGAAGAAAUUGAUUUGGAAAGACAAAAGUUUUAUGAAGAAAAGAAUACUUUUGAACAGAAGUUAAAUGAAGAAAAAAUAUUAUGUGAGUAUUAUUUGGCUGAGGAAAAAGAAAGGCUUAAUAAACAAAAACAAAUGUAUGAAAGGUAUGUAAGAGAAAUGAGAGGAAGAUUAAACAAAAAGGAAAAAGAUGAAGUUAUCAAUUUAAAGAAGGAAAUUAGUGAUUUGAAAGAAGAAAUAAGGAACAAAGAUGCAAAAUCAACCUCUACCAUUGCAAGACUUCGAAACCAACUUAAAAUUAUGGAAAAAGAAAAAGGUAACUUACAGGAAGAAGUUGAAAAACUUAAAAAAGAAAAUAGGCGCAUCCAACAUAGCAAUGAAAUAACAAGGCGAUUAACAAACGUGAAAUAUCUUGAAGAAAUUAACAAAAAGCUUUCACAUAUAGCAAAAGAACCACAUUCGGAAAUGAGUCUUGACAAAGAUGUGAAGUACAAAGCUUUUGAAAUUGAAAGACAAAGUAGGAGUAGAAAAAUACAACCUGUUCUCAAAGGCACAACAAGACCUAGAGCAAAGAGUGUUCCUAAUCUAAAAGUAACUUCUAGAUAUGCCAAGUACUUUAGCCAGAGAGACACUUUUAGUCAAGUGGAGAAAAAUGAGACUUUGAAUUACGAAUGUUUAGACAGGUACAGUCCAUCAUAUGAUGUUCAAGACAAUAAUAGACUUCCCUUGGAUGAUGCAGAAUCUGUUGAAGAUAACGAUGAACUGCCUAAUGAGGAUGAAGAAAAUUGUUUGGAGAAAAUUUACAUGGAGAGAUUCCAAAACGCGUCACCUGUGAGCAGUAGCAACAGAUCCAGUUUGUCAAACACUGAAAAGAACAAUUUUAAAGGGAAUCCAGACACAUUUUUUAUUCGAAAAUUUAAUUCACACCAAAGGGAUUCAAAGUCACCUAAUAAUACAUCACAUCAAAAUAAUGGCACUAUUACAAAUAGAUCGAAAUCUCCUAUUUCAAUACUAAGCAAUCGGUCUUCAGGGCCUAAAUCUCCGUCAAAAGAUAUGUGUAUACUUAAUCAUUCUGGAGACUCGAACAAGUCGGUUCCAACGUCAAAAUCGCCAGUUUCCAUUCUCGGUAAUCGCUCCUCUUUCAGUCAACGAUCUGCGACAAUCAUCAACCAGGAGCACAGAGACAAACUCAUGUCUGUCAGUCCAGAGCCUUCCACAAGCAAAAAUAGCGUAACAAAAACAAGCCUAAAUCCAAGUGAAAUUAAAAAACCUGACGGAUCUAAAGAACUUAGGUUUCCUAAUGGCAACGUAAAGUACAUAUCAGCUGAUGGGAAGUACAGCAAGUUUGUAUACUACAAUGGGGAUGUUAAGGAGAACUUUUACAAUGAAGGGAGGAUAAAGUAUUACUAUGCCGAGGCGAAGACCUACCAUACCACCCACGCCGACGGAUUGGAAGUUCUAGAGUUUCCAGACGGCCAAGUAGAGAAACGCUACAAGGACGGUUCAUCGGAGAUCCGGCUGCCCAACGGCAGCGUGCGCUACCAGGACCCCAAGAACGAGCACGUGCGUGAGGAGUGGCGCUUUCCCGACGGAACUGCGCUCACCGUCGCUGCCAACGGCGAGCAGCGCAUCCAGUUCUGCAACGGACAGGUCGAGGUCCAUGCUAAGGAUCAUAAGCGCCGAGAAUUCCCAGAUGGCACAGUAAAGCUGGUCUACACGGACGGAACCGCGGAGACGCGCUACGCGUCCGGCCGGGUACGCAUCAAGGACAAACACGGGAACCUCAUUAUGGAUUCUGCUCCAGUGUGACACAUAACAAUAAUUCACUGGUUAUAUACAGCAACAUUUUUACCCAAGAAUAUUUCAAUAAUUUCUAGUGCCUUUAUUGAUUGUAAAUAUCCAACCUAUUUUUUGAUGAAUUAUACUGUUGUACAUAAACUUCUUGUUGAUUGUUACUUCACAUAAAAAACCGAAAUUGUUACUUGACUUCUUGUAGCAAUAUAUAUGUUGUUUUCAAUUAAUUAUAAGUAUGGUUAUGUCUUUAUCAAGUUACUUUUUAUAUUUACGUGCAUAAAUGAAAAAUGGUAUAGAAACGAAA
Messenger RNA from Pectinophora gossypiella (pink bollworm), 3871 nucleotides. RefSeq names its product centromere protein J (gene Sas-4). Gene Ontology annotation, molecular function: tubulin binding. Lineage: Eukaryota; Metazoa; Arthropoda; Insecta; Lepidoptera; Gelechiidae. Gene Ontology annotation, biological process: cilium assembly; centriole elongation. The record is from RefSeq and is a predicted model, not a curated record. Gene Ontology annotation, cellular component: centrosome; nucleus; centriole. The transcript has 3 exons. Bases 88 to 3582 code for a protein of 1164 amino acids.